CGCAACGCGGACGAGGCUGUCUCGCUCGCGUGCCGUGUCGUGUGCGCGCGUGCGCGCGCUCGUCUGCUGCGGAGUUUUCUUUAUUAUUAUUAUUAUAUUAUUAUUUUUUAAUCCGAUGUUGCAGCCCGAAGCGUCUCAGAUAAAGAACAACGAAAACAUAUAACAGCACAGUAAUGGCGUCUUCUUUAUAAACGGAUAAAUAGAUAGAUAAAUAAACAGAUAGAGGGCGGACCCGGGGCUGAUGGGACAUUGACGGGUUUUUCUAUCAGAAAGAGGCCGAGCGCGCGCACGAGAGAGAGAGAGAGAGAGAGAGAGGACGGGAUUCCCGAGACCGCGCAGUAUCGGCUCGGUGUGAAUUAUUAUUAUUAUUAUUAUUACAAUAUAAUCAUUAACAUACACACACACACACACACACACACACAGCCACAGCGAUGCAUCUCCACCAGGUGCUGACCGGAGCGGUGAAUCCGGGGGACUGCUGCUACUCGGUUGGGAGCGUUAACGCCAUCCCGUUCACGGCAUAUGGUUCAGGGUGUGAUAUCGUGAUCUUGGCCAGUGAUUUCGAGUGUGUGCAGAUCAUUCCUGGAGCUCAGAAUGGGAACAUCCAAGUGGGGUGUGUGGAGUGUUCACACCAACUUGGACGGAUCGCUGCCUCGUACGGAAACACAGUGUGCAUUUUUGAACCGAUUUCCUCCAACCUGAAUAAGAGACACCAGCAACUGAAUUAUCAAUGGCAGAAGACUGGACAAUUUCUACUGAAUGCCAUGACCUACAACCUGGCCUGGGACCCACAAGGUAACCGUAUCCUGGCGACAACAGAGUGGCUACAGCUCUGGGCUCCGCCCACCGCAGACACGCUGCAGGAGGAAGACGAAGACGAGAAAUCACACCCCGUCCUCAAUGACUGGAAGUGUGUGUGGCAGUGCAAGACUGCUUCUGCUGUGUGUAUAAUUAAAUGGUCUCCUGAUGGGGAAUACUUCGCCACUGUGGGAAAGGAUGAUUGUUUGUUGAAGGUGUGGUACUCCACGCUGGGAUGGAGGUCUGUAAUGGUGGAUGUGUGUGAGAGGAAAUCCGGCUCGCUCAAUUUCUCCUUCAUCUAUCUCGCUCAUCCCCGAACUGUCACAGGCUUCUCCUGGAGGAAGACCAGCAAAUACAUGGCCAAGGGCUCGGUGUGUAACGUGCUGCUGACGUCGUGUGUGGAUGGAAUCUGUCGCCUGUGGAGCGAGACCCUGCUGCCCGAGGACAGUCUCCUAGGAGGACAAAUCACAGAGAACAGCAGCUCCACAUCAUCACUGCAGCACAGUGGGCAGAAAGACAAAAUACAACACGCCCUGGAGUCCAUUCACCACCUGAAGCAGCUCAGACGAGGUCGGAGAAGAUCCUCAGCUCUGGUCACACACACUGAGCUGCUGCCCAGCCAGCUGAACUCACACGACACACACCGGCACAUCACACACCACGGCAAUGCACUGUGCCACUUCCACAUCUCGGCCAGCAUUAACCCUAAUACAGAUAUCCCGGCGGCUCUGGCAGGGGCAGGUCUCUUCUCUUCAGGAGACAUUAACGGAGGGUUUGUGGUCCACUGGCUGAACAAUAAGGACCUGAGUUUCACCUCGUCCAUGGAUGUGUUCAUGCAGCACCUGAGAAGGUUCUCUGAGCAGAACCUCGAGCACACCUCCGAGGACUUCAAGCAGGACGGAAUUGCCAAGUUUGAUUUUGACCUGGAUGAGAUGUCGGACAAGGCAUCGGAGCAUGAUGAAGGAGAGCAGGAGGGCAGUACGAAGGCGUCUUCGCCCGGCUCCAGCAGCAGUCUCCCUCCUCCCUCCGUCCUCCUGGAACGUAAGAUGGAGUCCCUCACUCUGGAGUGGAACCGAAGCCCUGACAUGAUCUUCACCAUCCAUCCGGUCGAUGGAUCCUUCCUGGUCUGGCACAUCAAGUACCUGGACGAGUAUAUCCCCGGAAUCUUCCGCCAGGUCCAGGUGGCGUUCUCCUCUCAGAUCCCCGUGGCGUUCCCCACCGGCGAUGCCAACUCUCUGAAUAAGAACAUCAUGAUGUACGCCUGCUCCGCCCCAGAGCGAGACGCCGAGGUCACCGUGGAGCAGGACAGGAAGUGCGCUCCUCUGAGCACCGUGAUCGGCCCCGCUGUCAUGAUGGUGUCGAAGCACGUCGACGGCUCCCUCAACCAAUGGGCCGUGAUGUUUGCCGAAAAAUCCGCCUUCUCCAAUGUGCUGACGGUUUCGCACAAGUUCCGUUACUGCGGCCACCGCUUCCAUCUCAACGACCUGGCGUGCCACACUGUCCUGCCCCUCCUGCUGACCUCGUCACACCACAAUGCCGUCCUGACUCCACCCCCCGGACACGACGAGUCUCAUACCGCCCCGUCCCGCCCUCCUCGUCCGUCUCGAGGCCUCGCCCCGAAGGAGAUGAGCAGCAACGUGGCGACUCGGACCUUCCACGACCCCAAUGCCAUCUACAGCGAGCUGAUCCUGUGGCGCGUCGACCACAUCGGGCCGCUGUCCUGCACCGGGGGCGUGUCCGAAAUCGCACGCAUCAACUCCCUGCACACCGCUGCCUUCUCCAACGUCGCCUGGCUGCCCACGCUCAUCCCCAGCUCUGUCCUCGGAACCUACUGUAACUCCGCAAGCGCGUGUUUCGUGGCUUCGGACGGGAAGAACCUGCGUCUCUAUCAAGCUGUGGUGGACGCCAGGAAACUUCUGGACGAGCUGUCGGACCCUGAGACCUCGAAAUUAGUGGGUGAGGUCUUCAACAUUGUGAGUCAGCAGUCCACUGCUCGACCAGGCUGCAUCAUCGAACUGGAUGCAAUCACUAACCAGUGUGGCUCGAACACACAGCUGCUUCACGUCUUUCAAGAGGAUUUCAUCUUAGGAUACAAACCUCGCGACGAUGUCAGCGACGUAAACACCUCCGAAUUCCCUUCAGCUGAUGAGAUCCAUCCGCCUCCGUUCUCUGAGAAGUUCUUUUUGGUCGUGAUUGAGAAAGACGAGAACAGAAACUCUGUGCUGCAGAUGUGGCAUCUUCAUCUGAAGUCUGUGCACGCGUGUGUGGAAGACACGCCACAGGAGCAGCCGUACCAGAACCAGCUGACAGUACCACACAUGCUCCCCAACGCCGACUCGUCUCCUGAGUCGACCCCAAGUCAGAGCCCUCUUCCUCGCUCAUCUUCCUCGGCAAACCUGCAGUCCGCCAGCAAACUGAUCCUCAGCUCCACCCUUGUCUACAGUCACAGACUGGAGCUCCCUCUGGGGGUGGAGGUGAUCCGCGCAACACCAUCUGCAGGUCACUUGAGCUCUUCCUCCAUUUACCCGGUGUGUUUGGCUCCAUAUCUGAUCGUGACCGCAUGCUCAGACGGACGUGUUCGGUUUUGGCGGUGCUCCGUGGAUUCAGAAGGUUCUGCCCCAUACCGCUGGGAGCCGUGGUGCCUCCUGAACGAGGAGGAGGACAACAAUAGCGCCCUGAGUGUUUUGGGACGCCCAGUCGCCGUCAGCUGCUCCUACACAGGCCGUCUCGCUGUGGCCUUCAAACAGAUGAUUUCUACUGAGCUUAGCCCGAGCUCCAAAGACUUCUCCAUGCACGUCUCCAUCUUUGAGUGUGAGUCCACCGGUGGGUCAGAGUGGGUUCUUGAGCAGACUAUCCAUCUAGAUGAUUUUGGGAAAGCUGACAGUACAUUAGACCCCAGAAUCAGCGUGGACAGCAACCUGGUGGUUUACAGCAAGUCUGAUCUGUUUGUUAGGAAACAAAACCCCAAUAUUAAACACUUUGUGCACCUGGACUGGCUCUCCAAAGAAGACGGUUCACACAUCCUCACCGUCGGAGUCGGAUCCAGCAUUCUGAUGUAUGGCCGGAUCUCCGGCAUUGUCGCCGAGCAAACCGGCGGGAAAGAUGGCAUGGCGGUUGUCACUCUGCCUCUUGGUGGGAGCGUUAAACAGGGCGUCCGCUCUCGAUGGGUUCUCCUUCGCUCUGUCGAUCUGGUUUCCUCCGUGGACGGGACGCCGUCUCUUCCCGUCUCUCUUUCCUGGGUUCGAGAUGGAAUCCUGGUCAUCGGGAUGGACUGUGAGAUGCAUGUCUACGCUCAGUGGUACCAGGAUAAGAAGCCCAGCGACUCUGAAGACAACGAUGAUGCUUUCAUGGUGAAGAAGAGCGCGAUCGAAAUGCCAGAGGAUUCGAUUCGAGUUCCUGCCGUAAUCCAAGAUGGAGGUCUUUUUGAAGCAGCGCAUUCGCUGUCCCCAACCUUACCUCAGUACCAUCCCACCCAGCUCUUGGAGCUGAUGGACUUGGGGAAGGUGAGACGUGCAAAGGCCAUCUUGUCCCACCUAGUCAAGUGCAUCGCCGGCGAGGUCGCCGUGGUGAGAGACGCUGUGGCGGGAGAGGGUGGAGCCAGACGACAUCUGUCUCGCACCAUCAGCGUGACGGGAAGCACUGCCAAGGAUACGAUUGUUGCUGGAAGAGAUGGUGGGCGAGAUUACACGGAAAUCAACUCCAUCCCUCCUCUCCCACUGUACGCCUUGCUCUCGGCUGACCUCGACACGUCUUACAGAAACAAGUUAGCCGAUGACGUCAAAUGUCCCGAGCGGGAGACACAGACAUCCUCCGAGAAUCAGUAUGCCGAGCUCUUUCAGGAACCCACAGUGAAUACUGACGACUUUGCCAGCUUUGCUUGGGCAGACAAGGUGGAGAAGAAGGAGAAGAAGACUCGUGUGAUCGAUUUGUCGCAGUAUGGUCCUACCUGUUUCGGACCUGAACAUGCUCAGGUGCUCUCUUCUCACCUAAUGCACUCCAGCCUGCCUGGACUCACCCGCCUCGAGCAGAUGUUCCUGGUUGCACUUGCUGAUACUGUGGCAACCACCAGCGCAGAGGUGGGCGGAGCCACAAAUAAACAGUACAGAGGUGGGGAGGCGCUGGAUGAGUGCGGUCUCAGGUAUCUGCUGGCGAUGCGUUUACACACCUGUCUGCUUACAUCACUUCCUCUUCUGUACCGCAUGCAGCUGCUGCACCAAGGCGUCUCCACGUGCCACUUUGCCUGGGCUUUUCACUCCGAGGCUGAGGAGGAGAUGUUGAACAUGAUCCCCGCCAUGCAAAGAGGAGACCUGCAGUGGUCAGAGCUCCGGGCUGUCGGUGUCGGCUGGUGGAUCCGAAACAUCAACACUCUGAGACGCAUGGUGGAGAAGGUGGCCAAAGCGGCGUUUCAGAGAAAUAACGAUCCCCUCGAUGCUGCACUCUUCUACUUGGCCAUGAAGAAGAAAGCUGUGCUCUGGGGUCUGUUCAGGUCUCAGCAUGAUGAGAAGAUGACUCAGUUCUUCAGCCAUAACUUCAUUGAGGAUCGGUGGAGGAAGGCGGCGCUGAAGAACGCGUUCUCUCUGCUGGGGAAGCAGCGCUUCGAACAAGCUGCUGCCUUCUUCCUGCUCGCCGGGUCACUGAAAGAUGCCAUCGAGGUUUGUUUGGAAAAGAUGGAGGACAUUCAGCUGGCGAUGAUCGUCGCUCGCCUGUACGAAGCCGACUUCGAGAGCUCGUCCACCUGUCAGGGAAUCCUGUACGAGAAGGUCCUUGGCUGCAGACGGGACGGCUCCGAGUUCUCGUGCAGUAAGAUGCACCCGGACCCGUUCCUCAGGAGCAUCGCUUUCUGGAUCAUGAAGGAUUACACGCGUGCGCUGGAUACGCUGCUGGAGCAGACGCCAAAGGAGGACGACGAGAAUCCGGAUGUGAUGGUGAAGUCCUGCAACCCGGUGGUGUUCAGUUUCUACAACUACUUACGCACUCACCCUCUGAUCGUACGCCGGCACUUCGCGUCUCCAGACGGCUCGGACCGCGGCAGCAGCCCGGAUCAGAUCAACCUGAUCGAGCGCAAACUCUUCUUCACCACCGCCAAUGCUCACUUCAAAGUGGGCUGCCCCGUCCUAGCCCUGGAGGUCCUGUCCAAAAUCCCCAAAGUCACCAAGAACACCUCCUCGAUCAGCAUAGGAGCCUCCACGCCCAACACCAGCGACACCCAGAGCGGCACCCGGACCUCCGACCUCGACUGGAGUCAGACGGUGAUCAGGGGAGACGAGGAGGAGCUGAAGCUGGACUGGGGAGAUGACGAGGACGAGGAUGAAGACGAGGAGGAUAAGAAGGGCCUGGUGAUGAAGGAGGACAAAAAAGAGAAACCCGAGGAGCCUGAGGAGGAGAAGCAGGCCGGAGAGUGGAAGGUGGACGUGAUCGCCGAGCAGCUGAAGUUCCGAGCGUGUCUGAAGAUCCUGAUGACGGAGCUGCGCACACUCGCAACCGGCUACGAGGUGGACGGAGGGAAACUGCGCUUCCAGCUCUACAACUGGCUGGAGAAGGAGAUCGAGGCCAUGCAUCGCAUCUGUAACUACAAGGUGGAAGAUCAGAGGUCAGUGGGAGAGCUGGAGAAGUGGAACGGCAGUGUGACUGUGGACGGGGACGGGGACGAGCAUGAGAGGACGGGUGAGACUGACGUGUAUGAGCGCCACCUGCAGGACCGGCGCAGACUGCAGGCCAAACAGCUGCAUGCAGAGAGACGCAAAGCCUGGCUGAGGAAGAAUGAGGCGCUGCUCAGGGUCUUCCUCACCUACUGCAGCCUGCACGGGGCCAAAGGGGGUGGAGUCACCUCGGUCCGCAUGGAGCUGCUCUUCCUUCUGCAAGAGUCACAGCAGGAGACAACAGUGAAGCAGCUACAGUCGCCGUUGCCGUUGGCAACCACGCUGCCACUUCUCUCGGCUAGCAUCGCUCCGACUAAAACGGUCAUCGCUAAUCCUGUCAUGCACCUAAACAACCACAUCCACGACAUCCUGUACACUGUAGUACAGACUGAAGCUCCGCCCCAUCCGGAUACACCUGAUAACCGAGUAAAUGCACUACACACUUUGGCAGCUUCUCUGUCUGCCUGCAUCUACCAAGCACUGUGUGACAGCCACAGCUACAGCAGUCAGUCUGAGGCGAACCAGUUCACAGGGAUGGUGUACCAAGGCCUGCUGCUCAGCGAGAGGCGGAGACUCCGCACAGAGAGCAUCGAGGAACAAGCCACGCCCACCUCCACUCCUGCACACUGGCCAGGUGUGUCGUCUCUGAUCAGUUUGUUGACGUGCUCUCGGGGUGAGGAGCAGCCGAGGUUGAAUGUGAUGUUGUGUGAGGGUGUGGUGGCCGUGUAUCUCAGCCUGCUCCUACACGGCCUCGGCACACACUCCACCAACGAGCUGUUCCGCCUCGCCGCCCACCCCCUCAACUCCCGCAUGUGGGCCGCCGUCUUCGGGGGCGGAGCCAAGAUCAUCGUCAAGCCCAAGCGCCCGGCCGAGGUCACGCCAGCUGCAUUCGAAGCAGAAAGCUCUGAGGAAUCACCUGACACCCCGUCCCUCCCAGUCACACCCACAUCCCAUAAUAACCAGCCUGGUAACCACGGUGAUGGCACCGUGCAGCCAGAGAGCUCUGAUAACAGUUGGGACUCAGAGCAGCAGGUGGAGAAUAAACCCCUCACAGCCCUUCCUGAUCAACUGAACCCGGACAGCGGUGAAGUAGCCCCGCCCCCAACCCCUCCCGCCGAGGAAGUGGAUCGCCAGCGGCGUCGGUUUAACAUGCGCAUGCUGGUUCCUGGUCGCCCUGUUAAAGAAAUACAGGCCACGCCCCCUCCGAUUCCCACCGAACGUCCCGCCUACAAGGAGAAGUUCAUCCCCCCAGAGCUCAGCAUGUGGGAUUACUUCGUGGCAAAACCCUUCCUGCCUCUGUCAGACAGUGGAGCUCUGUAUGACUCGGAUGAGAGCGGUGAUGAAGAUGAGGAUGAUGAUGAGGAUGCUUUCCUGUCUGACACUCAGAUGACAGAGCACAGUGACCCCAACUCAUACAGUUGGUGUCUGAUUCGCUUGGUGAUGGUUAAACUCGCUCUACACAACAUAAAGAACUUCCUCCCCAUUGCAGGACUCGACUUUACAGAGCUGCCCGUGUCGUCUCCGCUCUGUAACUCAGUACUGAAGUGUAUGGAGAAAUGGGAGCAGCAGCUGCAGGACAGGAUGGACAGAUUCGAUGGUCCUCCACCAAACUACAUCAACACCUUCCCUGCAGAUGCCAGUGUGGGUGGAGGCCCUGCUGCACUGCGCCACAAAGCCAUGCUGGAGCCUGACAACACACCCUUCAAAGCAAAACACCGCCUUUCCUUCCCUGCCCGCCGUCUUUGGCACUUCCUGGUGAAACAGGAAGUUCUCCAGGAGACUCUGAUUCGCUACAUCUUUACCAAGAAGAGAAAGCAGAGUGAGUGUUUAGAGAACCACCUGGACCGUCACACACACAACUGUGUAGCAGGAGCACACAAACUCAACAAGGUGGAAGCAGAUCUUGGAUAUCCAGGAGGCAAAGCUAAAAUCAUCCACAAGGAAUCUGACAUCAUCAUGGCUUUCGCUAUCAAUAAGGCUAAACCCAGUGAGAUCGUCCUGGCCUCGACCCAUGACGUACAGGAAGUGGACGUGUCCACGCUGCUGGCUGCUCAGCCGUACACCUGGAUUGGAGAGGAUUUCGACAAGGAGUCACGCAGCUCGGACGAUGAUCACCGCUCCUCCCACACCAAUAUUGCACAGGCAAGCUCCGCCCCCUUUGCUCCUCCCCCGAUGCCCGUCUCCGCCUCUAUGCCCUGGCUUGGGAGUGGGCAAACUAGCAUGGGUGCUAGCGUGAUUGUGAAGAGGAACUUGAACAAUGUGAAGAGAAUGACCUCACAUCCCAUCUACCAGUAUUAUAUGACGGGAGCUCAGGAUGGCAGUGUGAGGAUGUUUGAGUGGAAUCGCCCACAGCAGCUCAUUUGCUUCCGACAGGCAGGAAACGCCCGAGUCACACGCCUUUACUUCAACUCCCAGGGCAAUAAGUGUGGAGUGGCGGAUGGUGAGGGUUUAAGUCUAUGGCAAGUGAACCAAACUUCAUCAAACCCCAAACCAUAUUUGAGUUGGCAGUGUCACAGUAAGGUGUGUGGUGAUUUCUCUUUCAUCACAUCCUCCAGCCUCAUCGCUACAGCAGGACACUCUACUGACAGCAGGAAUGUGUGUCUGUGGGACACUCUGAUCUCUCCCAGCAACAGCAUGGUGCAUGCGUUCCCCUGUCAUGAGAAUGGAGCUACGGUUCUGCAGUACGCCCCCAAGCAUCAGCUGAUCAUCUCUGGGGGCAGGAAGGGCUUCGUGUGCAUCUUUGACCUCCGUCAGCGGCAGCUGUUACACACGUUCCAGGCUCACGAUUCGGCCAUCAAAGCUCUGGCCCUGGACUCCAGCGAGGACUUCUUCAUCACCGGCUCGGCCGAGGGAAACAUGAAGGUUUGGAAGUUAGCAAGUCACGGGCUCAUGCACUCGUUCAGCACCGAGCACGCCAAGCAGUCCAUCUUCCGGAACAUCGGCGCCGGCGUGAUGCAGAUCGAGACGUGUUCCGGGAACCGUAUCUUCACCUGCGGCGCAGACGGAACGCUGAAGAUGAGGGUUCUGCCUGAUCGCUACAACACCCCGAGCAGCAUCUUCCACAUCCUGUAGACCUCCACAGCUCCAGUGUCUCGCUCCAACCUGCCUGCGCUGACCCUCUGCUGUGUGUUCGGUUACACGCCCCGCCCUCUCGAUAAACCCCACCCUCCGUAGAGUGUUCCCAUAGGAAAGCUAUGCAUGUGCUGAACUCGUCACUGCGGUGCAUUCGCCAGAGUCUUGAUUGUGCUUCGUAUUCUUCACUUGCGUGUGUGUGUGUGUGUGUGUGUGUGUGUGUGUGUGUGUGUGUGUGUGUGUGUGUGUGGUUAUUCUAAUUUCCCACAGCUGAGCAGACUGAGCCUCUUAAGUCCAACACUGUGCUUCAGUAAAUCCCCGUCUGUGACCCGCUUAUCCUUAUUACUGUCACUCACACACCUGUCUCACUCUCACCCCACACCUGUCUCACUCUCUUCCCCACACCUGUCUCACUGUCUCCCCCCCCACACCUCUCUCUCUCUUUCUCCCCCCACACCUGUCUCACUGUCUCUCCCCCACACCUGUCUCACUGUCUCCCCCCCACACGUCUCACUCUUAUCCCCACCUGCAGAUAGACCCGUCUCACUCUUGAUGUGUUUUAGAACAUGUUUAUUUAUUUACUUGUUUGUUUGUUUAUUUAUUUAUUUAUAUUUAUGUAGUAGAGAUUUUCUACACUGAAAAUGGUUCGAGGAGAGAAACGUGUCGCACUGAAAACCAUAAUCAUGUCUCACUCUUCUCUCACACGUGCAAUGGAAUAUGUCCUAAUACAUUCCACAAUUCUAUAUUAACCUGUCUCACUCUCAUUCCAUAACUCAGACUAAACCUGUCUCACUCUCAUUCCAUAACUCAGACUAAACCUGUCUCACUCUCAUGUUUUUUUUUGUCAGAAUCUGUCUUACAACCUCUUUUUACACCUGUAGAGUUAAACCUGUCUUACUCUCUUCAUAUUGAUACUGUAUUUAUAUUGGCAGUUUACUGCAACUGUCUCACCCUCACACCUGUCUCACUUUCACACCUGUCUCACUCACACCUGUCUCACUCUCCCUCAUCUGCAGCAUUGAUCGUUUACUUUGAGCAGAAACUGUUACAUUUUUGCACAGCGUUUUUUUUCUUUAUUCAUGUAUUUAUGAAUGUGUGUGUGUGUGUGUGUGUGUGUGUGCAUGCGUGUGUGUGCGUGUUCAUACGUACUCCUGUCCACUGUACUCCUCAUUUGCGGUGCGAUGUGAUGCGACUGUAGCGUGUGGCGUUUUCGGACUCGUCCUCGGCGCUGUGGCGUCUCACUGAACGCCUGAAGGACGCUGAAGGGGAAUAAAAUCUAUAUCCAGAUGAAUGUUUAGUUUUAAAUGAAUAUAAAUCUAUAAAUAUAAAUGGGAAUCCGGCUUGUGCUCACUUGUACAAAGCGUCUGAACCGAAGCGUCUGGGUUUUUAUCACACUGGCUGCAAUAGAUGUAGAUUUGUUUCAGAUGUCUGUGAUCUAUUUAUUAAACUCUGUGUUUGUGUACAGUC
This is a messenger RNA of Silurus meridionalis, 10976 nucleotides long. RefSeq names its product Dmx-like 2 (gene dmxl2). Gene Ontology annotation, biological process: vacuolar acidification. Gene Ontology annotation, molecular function: protein binding. NCBI's taxonomy places the organism in Eukaryota, Metazoa, Chordata, Actinopteri, Siluriformes, Siluridae. Gene Ontology annotation, cellular component: RAVE complex. The record is from RefSeq and is a predicted model, not a curated record.